UGUGUCUCUGUGUGUGUGUGUGUGUGUGUGUGUGUGUGUGUGUCUCUGUGUGUGAGUGUGUGUGUGUGUCUCUGUGUGUGAGUGAGUGUGUGUGUGUGUGUGUGUACACGGUCCUCUAGGAAGUCACAUCAUGGCUCGGAAUCGCACGGAUUCUUAUUAAUCGCAGGUCUGUUUAGAGAAAAGCUUUAUGUUCUCGUGGACAGCUCUGUAUUUCACGGAGAAGCGGACACCCGAAGGGUCUCGAAUACACGACGCUUUUAUCAGCUCCAGCGCGAAGCGGGAAAAUGGCAAUCGACGUCAAUUUUAUUACAGAGGAUAUUCAGCUCCGUGAAGCUGGUGGUGAAACUGAAGCAGAACUGGUCAUCUUACUACGGCCUCUUUGUUCCUUCACUGGAUCUCAUUUCACACAGUCGGUGUGAUCUCACCCAUAAAGGAAGACUGAAAACGUUUUUUUUUCUGUGAUCUGUUAAAAUGGUGUCGGGGUAUAGUUUUAGGAUUUGUAAAGGUCGCUUUGGGAAGCGAGGAGGCCAUUUAAAGUUUGCCCAUUACUUAUUGAUAAUAGUCUUCUGUAUCUCCCUGCUAGCAUUCCUCUUUAUUGAUGUAAUUGAAUUGUGGGUAACCUCGCUGGGCAUGAACAGAGCGAGAGUUCCUCAUGGAGUAGUCCUUCCACACAGCGUACCCCCGAGCCGCUCUGAAGAGUACUUGCUUAUGCCUAGCAUCCACGUCUGCCAGCGCGCCAAACCUUUCCUCAUCAUUUUGGUGACAACUGCACCUCGCAACAGAAAGGCCCGGCAGGCCAUUCGAGACACCUGGGGUGGGGAAGUACAGGUCAGGGGUCACCGAGUCAUGACUCUCUUCAUCGUAGGUCAGCCAUCUGACCCAGUUAUUGGCAAAGAAUUAAUAGAAGAGUCAAAGGAGCGUGGGGACCUCAUACAAGGACGCUUCGUGGAUUCCUAUGGGAACCUGACCCUAAAAACCCUGUCGAUGCUGGGCUGGGCACGCCGUUUCUGUCCACAGGCCUACUAUCUGGCUAAGGUGGAUGACGAUGUACUGUUCAAUCCCAGUGCACUGCUGCAAUAUCUCAACCUCAGCUUUAAAGCAGAAGAAAGUGAACUCCCUGAGCUUUAUCUGGGUCGGGUCCACAUGCAGGUAGCACCGGACCGUAAUCCUGCCAGUAAAUUCUUCCUGUCAGAAAGCGCAUACGCUGGCGUGGUCUUUCCUGACUACUGCAGUGGAACAGCGUAUGUUCUUUCUCGGCCAGCUUUGCUCAAGCUGUCACUAGCAGCUGUUUCCAUCAGUUUGUCCAAACCCUUGCCCCCAGAGGAUGUGUUUGUAGGUAUUUGCGCUCACACGGCAGGCAUUACACCGACGCACUCUCCACUUUUCUCUGGCGGUCCAGCCGUACCGUAUAGUCGUUGCUGCUAUCAAACUAUGGUGUCUGUCCACCAUACCAAGCCAGGGGACAUGGUGCACUACUGGACAGAAGUGCACUCCACUGCCCCGUGCUCAUGGCUGGGCAUGCGGACGUCUCUUGGAAUCUGUAAAAUAAGAGCCCUUCUCGGGAUGCUGUUGGGGACAGACUCGUGAAAUAAAGAUCUAUAAACCUGAGGAGCCUGGAGGAAGGUGAAGUAUUGUGGGAAAGCUUAAAAGCACAAAGGGUAUUAUUGGGUGAUGCUAUGCAACUAUGCUUUUUCCUGGCAUGUGCCUUUCAUGAUUCAUUUUUAUGCUCAAAGUGGCUGAUAUGAACCAGGGUAUUAUGAUAUUUAUAAUAAUUAUAAUGAUUCUUACGUGUUGUCGGUACUUAGCCAUUCAAAUUGUCUGGGUGAUUAGUUAUGAUACAUCCCAUAAAUCCCACUAGGAAAUCUUGUGAACGCAGACAGGUUCUGUCUGAUCUAUUGUCACUCAGGACACAAACACACACGUCUUUUUAGUAAAUAAAUGUAUGAUCUUUCAGCAAUAUCUCACUUGAUUUAAAUAUGCCAGCCAGUGUACACAAGCACUUUAUUUCCUCACUGUAAGCACUGAAUACUAUUUAAUAUAUAAUGUGAACAGGGCUUGGCCCAAGAAGGUCAAUAUUUCAUUUGGCUGACAAGAGUUUACUGAAGACUAAAUUUGAUUCAAAAUACGAUUAAUCAUGUAGCCCUAAUUUUUAACUCAUUUUAGCCAUAGUCAACUGACAUCAUUCCUAGGAGUUUUCAAGAUUAUAGAGAUAACAGUACCUUAUCAAAUGGUCUGCUAUUUGAAAGAACGAGUUCAGUGAUCAGCCUAUUUUUUUGUGCUGUCCAUCCUUUAGCACAGAAAUGCCUCCAUCAAGAUUUUGUUCGGUAUGAAUUGAUUUGAUUGGUUUAUGUCCCGCCUCUUGUUUUCCACCACUUAGAUAUAUCAAUGUGCCACAUCAAAAUAAAACGUGAUGAGUGUCAGUUAACAUAGUGAGUUAGCUUCAUGAAGUGAAAGACGUCUCUGUGUCUAUGGCAGCAGCGACCUACACGAAGUCCUCCCAUAAUUAUAAGGUUACUACAAAAGGUGAUUGUUCAACAACCCCACCGGUGAAGACCGUAAUUUGUGGGCCAAAAUCAUUUUUAAUGCGACCAACCUGGAUUUGAUUCCACCCUUUACUAAACUUUCUUAUCCUUUUUCAGAUUUAAUAUCAGGAUGGUGUAGGGUGGGCUUACAUUUUUCCAAUAGGAUGUCAUCCAUUUAAUAAUUAAAAUUAUAAUUGUCACUCAAUAUGUUAUUGCAUCCUGUUUUAAAGUGCAGAUAAUUGCCACUAUUUGGAAUGAGCAUACAUAGCAGAAAAUCUAUUAAAAUAGUGGAAAUGGAAUAAUAGUAAUUUGCAUUUUAGAGGUAUUCAUUCUUAGUUCAUGUUAACUAAACUUCUCACUGCUUUUAUUAUUUCCAUGCCACAAGUAUAUUAAAGAUACUUACAUAUUUUCUAAAUACAAA
Puntigrus tetrazona (Sumatra barb) is the source of this 2943-nucleotide messenger RNA. It is a transcript of the gene b3galt4, whose product is annotated as UDP-Gal:betaGlcNAc beta 1,3-galactosyltransferase, polypeptide 4. The record is from RefSeq and is a predicted model, not a curated record. Gene Ontology annotation, cellular component: membrane. The coding region runs from base 472 to 1587 and encodes 371 amino acids. Gene Ontology annotation, molecular function: N-acetyl-beta-D-glucosaminide beta-(1,3)-galactosyltransferase activity. Lineage: Eukaryota; Metazoa; Chordata; Actinopteri; Cypriniformes; Cyprinidae. The transcript is spliced from 2 exons.